Durusdinium trenchii is the source of this 1895-nucleotide messenger RNA. The record is from the annotation of a GenBank genome assembly. NCBI's taxonomy places the organism in Eukaryota, Dinophyceae, Suessiales, Symbiodiniaceae.
GGACAGGCUACGAGCCAACUGUUCACAUGGUUCAGGCCACACUUCUUCGCAUUCUGAGCCAUACUGUCCCUGAUAUCUCGCUAGAGAUCAGCAAGACCUAGCCACAGUGCAAGUUGCUCAGCUAGAUCGGGCACCAAACGCCGAGAGCUAAAGCUUCUUCAUCACCGCGAGUUUGAAGCGGCGAGGGGAACGGCGGCCAUGCCGCCUAAAGCUGCUGGUGGGGUCGACAAGGCCAAGCAGAAAGAAAGGGAGAAGAUCGCAAUCGACAAGACCUUCGGCUUGAAGAACAAGAACAAGAGCAAAGUCGUCCAGAAGUACAUCAAGUCCAUCACAAACAAUGCGGCUGGAGCACCCAAGGGUGGAAAGGAAGCUGCGGAGCGAGAAGCCAAGGAGGCAAAGCAAAAAGAAUUGCAGAAGGCAGCUCUCAUGACUCCCGGGCUCCGAUAGCAUGGAUAGCAUGGAGCAUCCGGGCCUGGGCUGGGAUAUUCCUCCAAAUUUGUGAACGUUUGGGAAGUUUCUGCGAUUGAAGUUUGACCAUGAAUCGUCAUCAAGUUUGGUCAUUUCAGCCGCACACCCUAUAGUAUAGAAACCACAUCAAGAAAGUUGGUCCAGGAGAAGCAUGGGGAAGCAGUUACAGUGAAGAAGGCUUAGGGGAGUUUUGCAUGCUAGUUGGGUCAAACCACGAUGCAUUGGGCAACUGUUCAGGUCAUUACGCGCAUCCCUUGUUCAAGGGUCCCCUUUGUAACAACAAAAUGGAAUUAGAGUACAUUCGCCCUUCGUUUGGUGCGGUGCGGACCUUCACCCUUGGGCCGAUUCACAUUCCUGCGGUGCCGAGGAACUCUUUGUUCAACAUGGCCACUGACAAGAAGGGCAGAGCUUUCGACCCAGUCGCAAAGAAGAAAGCGAAGCAGGCGGAAGAAGAUGCCAUCGCGUCCGGCAAGAAAUUGAAAGAUGAUGUGAAGAAGGAAAUCAUCGAAGGAGUGGCCAACACCAUCCGCUUGACCAACCCGAAGACAGGCAUUCGAAUGUCUGAGAUCGGCGGCCAUGCAAUCAUCCAGGCGCUGAAAACCAAGCAUCAGGAGGCCUUUAAGAUCUUGCAGCUCCUCCUCUUCAUCAAGGCCAACGACAAGGUCUUCUGGGUGGACGAUCCUGAGAGCAGCAAUCCUAUGAUCCGUUGCCUGGAGGAUGUCGAGGCGGAGGUAGCUCCAGAUGAGAGGCCCAUCGAAGAGAUCAUCGAGGAGAAGCGGGCGGCGCUGCCUCCGGGCGGCACGCCGGUGACCUUGGAGACCUUCCAGGCCUGGAAGGAGCGACGAGAGGCGGAACGCUUGGAGAAGGUGGAGCAGGAUCGCUUAGAGAACAUCAAGAAGGCUGGCGGCGGCAAAGGUCUGGCUGGGAUGAGCGGGCGCGAUUUGUUCACCUACGAUGCUUCGCUCUUCAAGGAUGAAGAGGGUGCCGUUUCAGCGGAUGAGUACGAUGAAAGGGAAGAAGACCCUCCGGAGGAUGAAGAUGAGGGUGAUGGGAAGACAAAAGGAGUGGCUGCAGAGCUGCAAGAUGAGAACGGAGAAGAGCAGGAGGAGGAGGAGGAAGGGCAAGAUUCUGGAGCCAGAGGUAGCACCGAGGAAGCUGGAGCGAUCAAUGAAAAGCUCUUCCUGCAGGAAGAGGAGCUUCCGGAUGAUUUGGACGAUGUGGAAGAUGAGGACUGAGAGGAAGGAUUGAAGUUUUGAAGGUUCCAUUUGCCCUACACAUUCUGUGGAGCGCCAAUUCGCAUUACAGAAUCUCAAGCUUUGAAUCUAGUCAGUUAGCCAAAGACCAGCUUGUACAGACAACCCAAAAAGGAGGGAUGCGCUGCGAGAGCCAUGUGGGAUAUAUUUGGGGUCUGUCCUAUUACUUGUAAC